GCUUAACUGAAUCCAUUUUUCUCCUUUCAGUUUUGUCGCGGCCACCACCACGGCGAACUAAACCGAUCAAGUGAAAAUCUCAACUAGUUACCACCACGAUGGUGAACUUGUUCUUGUCUGAACCCACCAAGUGGGACGCUGAUGCUCACAACAAUAGCACCAAAACCGAUGUGAUUUUGCCUCUUCUGAAUAAACUGAGCUCUCACAUCCAAUCAUUAGUCACUCGUGGAGCUCGAUCAGAAGCCAAACUCUGGCUUUGCAGCGCCCUCUCAACCCUCUCCAUCUCCCCUAGAAGACAAAUCAAUCUUUUCAUGAAGUUGCUUAGAUCAAAACCAAGAAAGAAACAGCUCGUCUCUCAGCUCCUUCAACUGAUGUUUCAAAAAAGACCUAAGAAGCUUGGCUCCGUGCUAGCUAAAAGAAGUUAUCUACUAGAGAAGUUCUUUCAAGGGGAUCCAAAGCGUAUACUAGAGUGGUUCUCUGAGUUUGCUUCUGAUGGUGGCUCUGAUCACAAACGAGGAGCAAAAGCCUUGGCGCAGUUCGCAUUUGCAAACCGAGAUAUCUGCUGGGAAGAGCUCGAGUGGAGAGGCAAACACGGGCAGUCUCCCGCUGUUGUUGCUACCAAGCCUCAUUACCUUCUCGAUCUCGACGUCCAACGAACCGUUGAGAAUUUUCUUGAUAACGUUCCUGACUUCUGGUCGUCCAGCGAGUUCGCUGAGUCGAUCAGAGACGGGCAGAUUCUGUUUCUCGACACCAAGUUCUUUCUAGAUUUAUUUACCCGUUUCAUGUACGAAGAAGACAUGAACGAUGUGUGGGACGCUGUGGAGGAGUUUAUAGCUGAAGAGUCUUUCUCUUCUUUGACGCAGCAUCUGCUUAUCGCUCUCGAGGAGCGUGACUUGUGUCGGUUUCUUGAGUUGCUUGGUAGCUGCUUUGUUGAUUCGAGGGUUGUGUCCUGGGAUGUUGGGGAUUCGUCUUCCUGGCUAGGGGCUGUUGUGUCGAGAUAUGGUGAUGAUGCGGAGUCUAUUGAUGAGCUGCUGCUGUUGAAUUCGGUUAUCAACCAAGGUCGUCAGCUAGUGCGGCUUGUGCGUGAUGAGAGCGUGGAUGGUGAGGGAGAGGUGUUGAAAGAAACUAUUGCGGAUGUCUACAGAGGUUUGGAUAACGGUAGUGGCUUUUUUUCUUUGAUCCUGAGAGAGCUUUCGAAGAUGAAACACACGGAGGUGAUUAGACUACUGGGGAUGCUUUCUUGGACUGUUCAGUUCAGAUUGUCGGAGGAGUGUCAGAGUCUUGAUUCGUGGGAGUCUCUGUUUAGAGAAAAUGGGAUUGAGUUCCGCAGGUCGAGUGAUCACUCGCUGCUAAGUGGUAACGGAUUCUCUGAAGAAAGCGAGUCUGAGUCUGAUGGUAGAAGCCGUGUUUUUAAAAAGAGGCGCAAGAAGGGGAAGAAGAAGAAAAGAGAUAAGAAAAAGAAGAGAGCUAUUGAUGAGGAGGAGGAUGAGGAUGAUGUUCUCGUUGGUGAUGAGCUUUUAGGUCUGAAUCAAAUAAGUCGAAGUUGGUUGCUAUCUACUGAUGGGUUUUCUGCAACAUGGACCAGUGUGGAUUUACCGGAACACAUAGCGAGAUACUGUUUGUCCAGAUGGAUGAAGUGGUUUCUAGCUAGACAAAAAAAGAAAUGAUUCACAACUAAGAUGACAAGAUGAUCCUACAAAUAGAUCCAAUAGGGCGACACUCUGAUAUGUUCACUAAAAAGUCGCCACUCAUCAGAGCUUGAUUUUGAAAAUGGUACGAAUGAGAAGGUAUUAAAGAGUGUGAAUGGCAAUAGCAGAUCCUCUCUUAGGUGGGUCUAAAACUAGAAAAUGUUGAAGCAAUGGAAAUAGCUCAAGAGGCAAGACUAUAAAACUGCAUCAUGAUAUCUCUCAGUUAAGACUAUUGUAACUUUUGGCUUAUUUAUUUGGUCACCAAUUCACAUGUGUUCAUCUCGUGACUUUCUUUAACGCAACGCAGUUCAUUUAAUUCUAGCUGCUGAAUUAGAUAUAACUCCAAUUAUGUGACGAAUCAUUUGCAUGACCUAAUAAAGCAAAUCAUAAUUAGUUGUUGUA
Molecule: messenger RNA, 2090 nt
Organism: Raphanus sativus (radish)
Lineage: Eukaryota; Viridiplantae; Streptophyta; Magnoliopsida; Brassicales; Brassicaceae
Exons: 5
Coding region: 99-1667 (522 amino acids)
Source: RefSeq, a predicted model, not a curated record